Clarias gariepinus (North African catfish) is the source of this 1784-nucleotide messenger RNA. RefSeq names its product propionyl-CoA carboxylase subunit beta (gene pccb). The record is from RefSeq and is a predicted model, not a curated record. Gene Ontology annotation, molecular function: propionyl-CoA carboxylase activity. The coding region runs from base 31 to 1704 and encodes 557 amino acids. Gene Ontology annotation, cellular component: mitochondrion. NCBI's taxonomy places the organism in Eukaryota, Metazoa, Chordata, Actinopteri, Siluriformes, Clariidae. The transcript has 15 exons.
CGCGUCUCCAGAGAGUGACGGCUUUUCAAAAUGGCGGCGUACACACUGCUCCGGAGCGGCGGGGGGAUUUUACACACUCUCAGGUCGUCCUUAAAGACUUUUACUCAUGUGCCGCAGAGCUGCGCCGCUUUACCGGGCUGUAAGGGUUCACCGAGCGGCCAGUGGAGGAGCUCAGGCCGGCUGUCGGUGCAGGAGAGGAUCGAGGAGAAGCGGAGCGCCGCGCUGAGGGGGGGCGGGGAGCAGAGGACGCAUGCGCAGCACAAACGGGGAAAGCUGACCGCUCGAGAGAGAGUCGCUCUGCUGCUGGAUCCCGACUCGUUCGUCGAGUACGACAUGUUUGUGGAACAUCGCUGUGCUGAUUUUGGAAUGCAGGCCGAUCACAACAAGUAUCCAGGUGACAGCGUGGUCACAGGACAGGGCCGUAUAAACGGUCGGCUCGUCUACGUCUUCAGCCAGGACUUCACCGUGUUCGGAGGGAGUUUAUCAGGAGCUCACGCCCAGAAAAUCUGCAAAGUGAUGGACCAGGCCAUGAUGGUUGGAGCGCCAGUGAUUGGGCUGAACGAUUCCGGCGGAGCGAGAAUCCAAGAAGGUGUUGAAUCUCUGGCAGGAUACGCCGACAUUUUCCUGAGGAACGUGUUGGCGUCCGGAGUUGUCCCUCAGAUCUCUCUCAUCAUGGGUCCGUGUGCAGGAGGAGCCGUUUAUUCUCCCGCUCUCACUGACUUCACUUUCAUGGUCAAGGAUACGUCGUAUCUGUUCAUCACAGGUCCUGAUGUGGUUAAAUCUGUCACUAAUGAGGAUGUAACGCAGGAGGAGCUGGGCGGAGCCAAAACACACACUGCUGUGUCAGGCGUGGCCCACAAGGCGUUUGAGAACGACAUCGAUGCGUUGCUGAACCUCCGGGAGUUUUUUAAUUUCCUGCCCCUCAGUAAUAAAGACUCGGCUCCGGUCAUAGAGUGUCACGACCCCAGUGAUCGCCUUGUUCCUGGACUUGACACACUCGUUCCCUUUGAGAGCACAAAGGCCUACGACAUGCUGGACAUCAUCCACAGUAUCGUAGAUGAACGUGAGUUUUUUGAAAUCAUGCCGAGUUACGCCAAGAACAUCGUGGUGGGAUUUGCCCGCAUGAACGGUCGCACAAUCGGCAUCGUGGGUAAUCAGCCUAAAGUAGCUUCAGGAUGUUUGGACAUAAACUCCUCAGUGAAGGGCGCACGCUUCGUACGCUUCUGUGACGCCUUCAACAUUCCCAUUAUCACCUUCGUCGAUGUUCCUGGAUUUCUACCAGGGACGGCGCAGGAGUACGGAGGAAUCAUCCGACACGGGGCCAAACUGCUGUUCGCCUUCGCAGAGGCAACGGUUCCCAAAAUUACAAUCAUCACCAGGAAGGCGUAUGGUGGAGCGUACGACGUGAUGAGCUCCAAACACCUGCGUGGUGAUGUUAAUUACGCCUGGCCGUCAGCUGAGGUGGCUGUGAUGGGGGCCAAGGGUGCCGUGCAGAUUAUUUUCAGGGGGAAGGAGAACCAGGCCGAGGCGGAGGCCGAGUACGUAGAGAAGUUUGCUAACCCUUUUCCUGCUGCUGUCCGAGGGUUCGUUGAUGACAUCAUCCAGCCGUCCACCACACGCAUGAGGAUCUGCAGAGACCUGGAGGUUUUGGCGAGCAAGAAACAAAGCAACCCGUGGAAGAAACACGCCAACAUCCCGUUAUAGCCCCGCCUACUGAGCACUACACACUCCGCCUCAGUGCACACACUGUCACUGUGGAUGAAAGAAUAAACACCUUGAACACA